Messenger RNA from Otolemur garnettii (small-eared galago), 2794 nucleotides. RefSeq names its product protocadherin beta-9-like. Gene Ontology annotation, biological process: homophilic cell-cell adhesion. The record is from RefSeq and is a predicted model, not a curated record. The transcript has 3 exons. Lineage: Eukaryota; Metazoa; Chordata; Mammalia; Primates; Galagidae. Gene Ontology annotation, molecular function: calcium ion binding. Bases 116 to 2794 code for a protein of 892 amino acids. Gene Ontology annotation, cellular component: plasma membrane.
ACGAAAAGGACGAAAAACUAGGUCCUUGCUAGUACGUGACAUAAGUCUGGGGUUUGGGACUGCUGUUUACCUCAGGCGCUAAGGUUGUGACUGAUAAAUAAGGAACCAGCAAGCUAUGGAGGUCAGAGGGUUCUGCUUCCCAAGACAAAGGCAAGUUGUAUUUCUCUUUCUAUUUUGGGGAGUGUCCUUGGCAGGUUCUGGGCUUAGACGUUAUUGGGUAACAGAGGAAACAGAAAGAGGAUCAUUUAUAGUCAAUCUGGCAAAAGAUCUGGGACUAGCAGAGGGAGAGCUGGCUGCAAGGGGAACCAGGGUGGUUUCGGAUGAUAACAAACAACGCUUGCUUCUGGAUUCUUAUACUGGGAACUUGCUCACAAAUGAGAAACUGGACCGAGAGAAACUGUGUGGCCUCACAGAGCCCUGCAUGCUGUAUUUCCAAAUUUUAAUGGAUAACCCUUUUCAGAUUUAUCAGGCUGAGCUGAGAGUCAGGGAUAUAAAUGAUCACUCACCAGUGUUUCGGAACAAAGAGAUGGUCUUAAAAAUACUAGAAAACACACCAGAAGGGACAGCAUUUCGACUAGAAAGAGGACAGGAUUCAGAUGGAGGACUUAAUGGAAUCCAAAACUACACCAUCAACUCCAACUCCUUUUUCCAUAUUAAAAUUAGUGACAGUGAUGAAGGUAUGAUAUAUCCGGAGUUAGUGUUGGAUAAAGCACUGGAUUGGGAGGAGCAGAAGGAGCUCACUUUAACCCUCACAGCGCUGGAUGGUGGGUCUCCACCAAGAUCUGGGACUUCUACUAUACGAAUAGUGGUUAUGGACAUCAAUGACAAUGCCCCACAGUUUGCUCAGGCACUGUAUGAGGCUCAUACUCCAGAAAACAGCCCAGUAGGGUCCCUUAUUGUUAAAGUCUCUGCAGAAGAUGUGGACUCUGGGGUCAAUGCUGAAGUGUCCUAUUCAUUUUUUGAUGCUGCUGAAGAUAUUCCAACAACUUUUCAAAUUAAUCCUUUCUCUGGGGAAAUCAUUCUCAGAGAGUUACUUGAUUAUGAGUUAGUAAAGUCUUACAAAAUAAAUAUACAGGCUACUGAUGGUGGGGGUCUUUCUGCAAGAUGUACAGUUUUGGUCCAGGUAUUAGACACCAAUGACAAUCCUCCUGAACUGAUCAUGUCAUCACUUUCCAAUCACAUUGCUGAGAACUCUCCUGAGAUGGUGCUGGCAGUUUUUAGAAUUAUAGACAGAGAUUCUGGAGAAAAUGGAAAGAUGGUUUGUUACAUUCAAGAUUAUCUGCCAUUCCUGCUGAAGCAUUCUGUGGACAAUUUUUACAUCCUAAUGACGAACGGAGCCCUGGACAGAGAAAGCCAAGCUGAGUACAACAUCACCAUCACUGUCACUGACUUAGGGACACCCAGGCUGCAAACCCAGCAAAACAUAACAGUGCUGGUCUCCGACAUCAACGACAACGCUCCCACUUUCACCCAAACCUCCUACACCCUGUUUAUCCGAGAAAACAACAGCCCCGCCCUGCACAUUGGCACCAUCAGUGCAGCUGACAGAGACUCAGGCACCAACGCCCAGGUCACCUACUCCCUGCUGCCACCUCAGGACCCGCACCUGCCCCUCACCUCCCUGGUCUCCAUCAACGCUGACAACGGACACCUGUUCGCCCUCAAUGCUCUGGAUUAUGAAAAGCAGCCUGAGCUCAGUUUCAUCCUCACUGCUCUGGAUGGCGGGUCCCCUCCCAGGUCUGGGACUGCCUUGGUUCUGGUGAUGGUUGUGGACAUUAAUGACAACAGCCCCCAGUUUGAGCAGACGUUUUAUGAGGUAAAUAUUCCAGAAAACAGUGUCCUUGGCUCACUAGUUGUUACCGUCUCAGCCUGGGAUUUAGACUCUGGAAUAAAUGGUGAAAUAUCAUAUACCUUUUCCCAUGCCUCCAGAGAUAUUCGCAAGACAUUUGAAAUUAAUCAAAAGUCUGGAGAUGUUAGGUUAAAAGCAUCCUUGGAUUUUGAAGCAAUUGAUUCAUACUCAAUAAUCAUUCAAGCCACAGAUGGGGGAGGACUUUUCGGAAAGUCAACAGUCAGAAUUCAAGUGAUGGAUGUAAAUGACAACGCUCCUGAAAUCGCCGUGUCUUCAAUUACCAGUCCAAUCCCAGAAAACUGGCCUGAAACUGUGGCUAUGGUUUUCAGCGUCCGAGACAAAGACUCUGGGGAAAACGGAAAGAUGGUUUGUUCUAUCCCAGAAGACCUCCCAUUCCUCCUAAAAUCUUCAGUUGAGAAUUACUACACGUUGGAAACGAAGAGACCACUAGACAGAGAAAGCCAAGCUGAAUACAACAUCACCAUCACCGUCACUGACCUGGGGACACCCAGGUUGCAAACCCAGCAAAACAUAACAGUGCUAGUCUCUGACGUCAAUGAUAAUGCCCCUGCUUUUAGCCAAACCUCCUAUACCCUGUUUGUCCGAGAAAACAACAGCCCCGCCCUGCACAUAGGCACCAUCAGCGCCACAGACAGAGACUCAGGCACCAACGCCCAGGUCAUCUACUCCCUGCUGCCACCUCAGGACCCGCACCUGCCCCUCACCUCCCUGGUCUCCAUCAACCCUGAAGGCCACUUUCCUGGCCACCUAGUGGACGUUAGUGGUACAGGGACUCUGUCCCAGAGCUACCAGUAUGAGAUAUGUCUGACUGGAGACUCUGGAACAAAUGAGUUCAAAUUCCUGAAACCGAUUAUCCCCAACUUCCCACCCCAGUGCCCAGGAAAAGAAAUGGAGGAAAAUGUUACCUUCCCCAGCGGCUUUUAG